Glycine soja is the source of this 2045-nucleotide messenger RNA. RefSeq names its product receptor-like protein 57. The transcript has a single exon. Gene Ontology annotation, molecular function: protein binding. Bases 339 to 1145 code for a protein of 268 amino acids. NCBI's taxonomy places the organism in Eukaryota, Viridiplantae, Streptophyta, Magnoliopsida, Fabales, Fabaceae. The record is from RefSeq and is a predicted model, not a curated record.
CCAGCCACAGGAUUGAAGAGUAGUACCACAUUAGUGAAGACCAUUUUUCAAUUAGUCUCCUCUCUCUCUCUCUCUCUCUCUCACUUUGGCCUUAACAGAACCGAACACAACACAAGAGAGAUAGAGAUACAAUACAAGAACAAACUCCGACAUCUCUCGCUUUCUCUACUUUCCCCUGUUUUUAUUCGGAAGCAAGCAAGGCUUAAAUAUAUAGAUCCCUCUUUCCCGUGCUUCACUGUUUCUCAGUUACUUGGCUUCGCCUUGGAUGAAUCUCAAUCUGAAUCAGUCCUCCUCCUCGUCGUAUAAGGAAUAAAUAAUCAUCGGAAGAAGAAUCAGGUAUGGAUGUUGGGACCGUGCUGCUACUUUGUUGGGUUACUCUGAUCCCGGGGAUUUUAUCAGAUCCAAGCGACGAAGCGUGCAUGACGCACUUAAGCAAGUCGCUGCAAGACCCAAACAACCAGCUCCAUAACUGGAAGGAAGAGAACUUCGCGAAUCCCUGCAACGACUCAACCACGAAUCUCCGAGGUGCAAUCUGCAACAACGGACGCAUCUUCAAGCUCUCCCUGAACAACCUCUCUCUCCGCGGCACCAUAUCCCCCUUCCUCUCCAACUGUACCAAUCUCCAAGCCCUAGACCUCUCCUCCAACUUCCUCACAGGCCCAAUCCCCGCUGAUCUUCAGUCCCUGGUCAACCUCGCCGUCUUGAACCUCUCGUCGAACCGUCUCGAAGGGGUCAUCCCCCCGCAGCUCACAAUGUGCGCCUACCUCAACAUCAUCGACCUCCACGAUAAUUUAUUUACUGGGCCCAUCCCUCAGCAAUUGGGCCUGCUCGUUCGCCUCUCCGCUUUCGAUGUGUCCAAUAACCGCCUCUCAGGGCCCAUCCCGGCUUCGCUUUCCAACCGGAGCGGGAACUUGCCCAGAUUCAACGCCAGCUCAUUCCUAGGGAAUAAGGAUCUCUACGGUUACCCGUUGCCGCCGCUUAGGAAUAGGGGCUUAUCCCUUUUGGCCAUUGUUGGGAUCGGCUUGGGAAGUGGCCUUGCUAGCUUGGUGCUUAGCUUCACCGGGGUUUGUAUUUGGUUGAAAAUUACGGACCGCAAGAUGGCGCUCGAGGAAGGCAAAAUCACCCACCUUAUGCCUGAUUAUUGAUAAAAACUUUUUUUUUUUUUUAAAUCACAAAUUUACUAUACUAGUUUCAAAUAUUCCAAUUCCAAGGUACUACUAUCUUUCAUUAUUCAACUUGAUCGAUCGCUGAUGAUGCUUCUUCACCUCAGAAAAAUUAAAAUUAAAAAAAAAAAAUAGUACCCGUACCAGGUACUACUUAUUUUUUUGUUUUUAUAAAAGCGAGGUUGGGUGUGGGCUACCCCUAAUUUCUUCGUACUUAUGGGUCGUUCAGAUCAUUGUCUCUUAUCGAUCACGGGGGAUAUAUUUUAUUUUAUAAUUUAUAUAUAUAUAUAUAUAUAUAUAUAUAUAAUUUCUCUCUCUCUCUGUUUUUACCCAUAACUAUUACUAACUGUUUCAAAGUUUUGCUGAUUGGCUCUAUUAUUAUGGUUUCUGUUUAUUGAAUACGAUUAGCGGUGUAUAAAUCCAAAUGAUUUUGAAACACUUGCAUCGAUGAUGCUGAUACUUUGCAGCUUUAAUUUUGCUUAUUGUAGUGAUGCUUGGAUUGGCAAUGAGAUAUCUUGAUUUUAGUAAAUUUUUAUUCUUUAUGAUUCGGUGGGUUGGGUUUUGUUGGCACUUGGCAGGAGGGUAGGGUAGGUUAGUGGGUGCUAUUGCUACUGCUAGAUACAUGAAGAACCGCUGCGCCGUUCAACUGCAAAAUUGUCUGGCAGUGUGCUAAAAUAUAUACUACAAACUCAUCCAACAGCUGGUGCCAUUUUAUUUUAAUCUGCAGAAGAGUGCCGCGUUUUUCUCACAUUAUCGGAGGACACCAACGGUACUACACAGCCACGUGGAUUGGGACUUUUCUUCUCACAUUAUAAUGACUUGUUGUUCUACUCUUGUUCACUUGUUUGUCCAACGUCAACUAGUCAACCCUCUUAUUUACAA